UUUUACCCCCCACAGCAACAACUAAACCGUGACGGAACAAUCCACCGACGAAAACAAUCAGCGCCCUUCUUCUACCUCCCUCCCUCAUACCCACACCAUGCGAAUACCCACAGGCCUCUCUUCGAUCCUCCUCUCCUCCGCCUUAAUGCCCAGCCUAAGCGCAGCAAGCGGCUUCGACUGCGCCCACAUCAACGUUGACAACUUCAAAUACGACCUAAGUCCGCUGGCCGGCGUGCACUCGCUCUAUAAUGUUGAGAAAACGGAGGAAUACGUAGUGAACACCACGUAUGUGCUGAACAUAUGUAACAUCCUGAAGGGGGCCUCGAUCAGAGGUCAUCUGAAAUGCGGGACAUCCAAGAAUAUUUGCGGAUUCCAGUACAAAUACCCCGUCGACGGUUCCGAGGAGACAAGCCGGGCCUUCCCCAUCGUCGGCCUCGAUCAUCUCGGCCACGGAAGCAAGGACCCUGAGAUCACCCGGUUAAAGAAGCUCGAUGCCGACGAGGAGGGUCUCCUUGUUAAACUCUCGGGCGGCAACUACGUCGACGAAGAAGGGAAGAAGAAAGAUGCGGGCGCGGUGCUCGAAUUCCAAUGUGACCCCGAUCGAACGGGCCUAGAGGGCCUGCAGACGACGGAUGAGCCGAACGAGGAAGAGCGGAGCCGGAGACGGCGCGAAGAAGGAGGAGACGGCAGCGAUGGGAAAGAACAGCUGCCGGACGAGGAAAAAGGCCGGUCGCAGAGUCUCCAGUUCAAGAGUUUCGGGAAGGCCGAUGAUGAUUCGUACGUGCUGAAGCUGAACUGGCGGACGAGGUACGCUUGUGAUCAUUAUCUGGAGGGGAAAAAGGGUGACUCGUCGAGUCACUGGGGCUUCUUUACUUGGUUGAUUAUUAUUCUCUUCCUUUGUAUUGCUGCCUAUCUUAUCUUCGGCUCCUGGCUUAACUAUAAUCGCUACGGAGCCCGGGGGUGGGACCUCCUUCCUCACGGCGAUACUAUUCGGGAUAUCCCCUAUAUAUUCCAGGACUGGCUCCGUCGGGUCGUUAACACGCUCCAAGGAUCGGGGUCCAGAGGUGGUUAUAGUGCGGUAUAAUGACGUCCGAGCGUAGUGCAGGGUAGCUUGCUUUCUUGUUUGUCUUCGUUUCACUUGGCAUCGACUUUGUCUUCACUGUGGG
This is a messenger RNA of Aspergillus alliaceus, 1166 nucleotides long. RefSeq names its product autophagy-related protein 27. The record is from RefSeq and is a predicted model, not a curated record. Lineage: Eukaryota; Fungi; Ascomycota; Eurotiomycetes; Eurotiales; Aspergillaceae. The transcript has 3 exons. The coding region runs from base 98 to 1084 and encodes 328 amino acids.